GCGGCCAUGUUAACCCCCUGGCUAGGGGAGACUAACAACCGGGGAAGUCUCGCGAUAAAGGCAAGUCAGGGCCCGUGCCACCUUCCGCGUUAGCGCAGAGGGUUCAGUAUCCCCAUAAGGGGCGGGUUGUAGCUUUCAGCUAAGUGCCAGGGAGGAGAGGCGGGAAGCUCUGUCUGUACAGACAUCUACUGCUUCUGAAGAGCAAUAGAAAAUGAGCAAGUCUCAGGGAUUUGUUUCAUUCAAAGAUGUGACUGUGGACUUUACUCAGGAGGAGUGGCAACAGCUGGACUCUGCUCAAAGAAACCUGUACAAGGAUGUGAUGCUGGAGAACUAUAGCAAUCUUGUUUCAGUGGAGUUUGAAAUUAGAUCAAAAAUGAAAGAAUUAGCUCCACAGAAGAGCAUUUCUGAAGAAGUAAUACUCCAUAACAUGAUAGUAUACUCAGUUUUUGAAGCCUGGAAACUUGAAGAUGAGAUAAAUUACCAGGAAAACCAAGACAAGCUUUUGAAUCAAGUUACAUUUAUUAACAAUAAGUCACUGACUGAGGAGAUAGACCAAGAAUAUAAUGCACUGUGGGAAGUAGUUCAUCUGAACAGAACAUCUAAUGAACACAUCAGAGCCUUCAUACAUAAGUCUCACCUCUCUGCACAACCAAAAUUUCUAACAAGUGAAAAAUAUAAAUGUAUUCAGUGUGGGAAAGCCUUCAGUGGAAAGUCAGGACUUAUUGUACAUCAGAGAAUUCAUACUGGGGAAAAACCAUACAAAUGUAAUGACUGUGAAAAAGCCUUUAUUCAGAAGUCACAGCUCACUGUACAUCAGAGAACUCAUACAGGAGAGAAACUCUAUAAAUGUAGUGAAUGUGGAAAAGCAUUCAUCCAGAAGUCAAACCUCAUUAUUCAUCAGAGGAUUCACACAGGGGAGAAACCCUAUGAAUGCAAUGAAUGGAAGGCGUUCAUCAAGAAGUCAACACUUAGUGUUCAUCAAAGAGCUCAUACGGGGGAGAAACCAUAUGAAUGUGAUGAAUGUGGAAAAGCCUUUAUCUGGCGGUCACAGCUCAUUGUACAUCAGAGAAUUCAUACUGGGGAGAAACCCCAUAGAUGUAAUGAGUGUGGAAAAGCCUUCAACAGGAAGUCAGAACUAAGUGUGCAUCACAGAAUUCAUACCCGAGAGAAACCCUUUGAAUGUAAUGAAUGUAAAAAAGCCUUCAUUCAGAAGUCAGAUCUCAUUGUAUGUCAGAGAACUCACACUGGAGACAAAAGAUAUUAAUGCAGUGAAUGUUGGAAAGCCUUCAUCCGGAGUUCACAGUUCAUUGAACAUCAGAGAAUUCAUACUGGGGAGAAACCCUAUGAAUGUAGUGAAUGCAGAAAAGCUUUUAUCCAGAAAUCACAACUCAUUGUGCAUCAGAGAAUCCAUACUGGGACCAAACCAUAUGAAUGCACUGAAUGUGGAAAAGCCUUUAGCAAGAAGUCACACCUUACUGUACAUCAUAGAAUACAUACUGGAGAAAAACCCUAUGAAUGCAGUGAUUGUAGAAAAGCUUUCAGCAAGAAAUCUACUCUCAUUGUUCAUCAGAGAAUUCAUAUUGAACAGAAACACUUUUAA
Molecule: messenger RNA, 1600 nt
Organism: Kogia breviceps (pygmy sperm whale)
Lineage: Eukaryota; Metazoa; Chordata; Mammalia; Artiodactyla; Physeteridae
Source: RefSeq, a predicted model, not a curated record